GUUCAACUCCUCAUCAGCUGCAGAAAGCCUCAUGUUGAGGAUAUCAUCAACCAUCUGCUGUGACAUGAGCUUUGUGCUCAGCAUUUGGUUCAUAAAAAUGCAGGAUUACCACUUGAUGUUAUGAUAUAGAAUCCUUAACUGCAUCAUUGUUCCCGCCAGUUAAGACGUAUAUCCUUACUAUUAAGGGAUAAACGCUUCUGUAUGGGUUAAGCUGACUAUGACGAUGACAAUGUUGUGUUAGAGCACCAGCAGUUUGUCGGCUCUUGGACCACUUUAUUUGCAACUUCUCGCCCCACAGAUGUUGCUUUUUGUAUUGCUCCCUUGUCUGAAAACAAAGUUUGACAGACCGGCAAUCUUGUGGAAGGAAGGGGACCAGACUAUGGAGUCAAUCUUACAUGUCUAGUCCGGUGGUCAGGCACCUUUAAAAAAAGUAUAUGUAUACUAAACACAACAAAUUGGAAAGGUAAGACCAACAAAUUUAGAGUGAGCUUUUUACAGCGAUAGUUAAAUUCCCCGUGCACCAGGUCGAUCGCACGAGAUGAUGUUAAUUGGUAGCGAACAACACUGAAAGAUCAUGUGAAACGGUGACGAUCAACAGUACGUCGUCAGUGACUAGAGUACAACAUAUCCUACCAGUACUGCUAUUAAUAACAUGGCGUAUGGCAGAGCAGCAUUGGUCCCAUCACCCUCAAACAGUUCCCAUGAUGCAUUUGCAGUCCAGUCAACCAAUCGCAGUGGUUGUCAGCUACAACAUGGUCGGUCAGCUGAGCAGCGCAGCGCUCCGGAGAAUUGGGAAGAAGAAGUCGGAAUACAUAUGGACCAAAACAGCACAUUUUUGCACUUAAAUGUCAAUAAAACGCCUGUACCUUCCUUGUUCUGAUGUGAGACUUCAAUUGGGGCAGCUUGAAGCUUGUUUGCCCUAAGUAUAGUGAUCAACGACUGUGAUUGGUUGACUGGGCUGCAGAGCAUCAUGGGAAUUUACCGUAACCUGGCUUGCUGUUGAGAGUGACUGCACCUGACGCGCUGCACCAUGACAAAGUGGUCUAAUGGAAUAGUUGGGUGCAAGUCAGGGAAAUUGCUGUUAGCUGUGAUGAUAUUUCAGUUUUCUGAUGUCUUAGAGCCAUUUCUUGAGCCACAAUUUCGUUGAGCGAGCUGAGCUGUAGGUUCCCGACCCGCAACUUAUCAUUAGCAGGUGAGUUGUUCCACCGCGGUCAAGCCCGCACCCAGUCGGGUGCCAGAAUUCAAUCUUGCGCGUUUAUGCUGGUAGUUACGGUAAAGCCGUCUCCAGCAGCGUCUUCGGGGAAAACUUCAAAAUAAAAGCACGAAGAUGGAUUAUAAAGUACAAUUCCGUCCUUUUUGUGAAUAGUGGCUGCAAUCAAACUCAUAUACACUCAUACACACAUAGUAGAGGACCUGAUGGAGACAUACAGGAGGUUUUAUGGCAUUUGAUCGUGUACUUACAGAAUAAAAGCCUUUGAUUUCAUAUGGCUCAUAAUUUAUAUUGUGUUAUUAUGCUCUUCCUGGGCGGAGUUUUACUUGGGCUGCAGUCAAACCCAUAUGGACUCACAGUAGAGGUCCUGAUAAAGACACACAGGAAGUUUCAUGGCAUUCUAUUGUGGUUCCUGAGUAGGUCACUUACUCGUCCCUGUGUCACAGGUAACUUUGUGAUAAAGCGUGAAGCAGAUACGAUGAUCAAAUUCAAGUCGGGUUUCAGAUUUCAAUUGAAGGUGAAGCAUGCAUGACUUUCUCAGCAAAUAUUUACCUCACACAGUGGUCAGGUGAGAUGUGCUGGCUGGAUAGAAGCACCGUCCCGGGCAGUGUUUGCGCUAUGCUCUCAGCUCAGGUAUGAUACAUGAGUGCAGAACACCACGUUCACCUGCUCAGACACUGACCGAGAUCAUUAGGCAUCAGGGCUGAGGUUCGUUAGCGCAGGUACGUCGUGUUUCUUUCGCUGGAAGCUCAGGUGAGUAAUGAUUGUUGAGCUUUGUGGUGGGAGCAUCACCCAAUUCUGUCAGGACUCCGGGAUAUUCAGGCGGCGAGGUGAAACCCAGGGGACUCCUGAUGGAUGGAGACUGGGACAGCUGUGCUGCUUGUUCCGCUUUACCAUCAAACACAGCACCAAGGUGGGGCAACUAGAAGAAACCACCUCCCAGGGGAUCAUUCUAAUGCGGACAGAAACAUCACACAGGCGAAGCCAGGCUGGAGGUGUGUGGCUAAGAUUUUAGCUGAAGACUGGACCGCUGAUCUGCACACAGCCACUCACAAAACUCAGGAAAUAUUUACUAUAAUUAUACAAGAUAUAUAUAGCAUGUUUAUCUACUGCUGUGUGAGUGAGUGUGGGUGCUGCAACCCUGCGAUGGGUUAUGGUGAGAAAGAGCUUAGUCAAAAGCCAAGGUCUCUAAGCCGAUGCUUGAGGUUUACUUUUUGCUCUUCCGCCACGAAAGCUGCUUAAGCAACUCUCUGCUCAGAAAAUGGUGAGUGCUGAGUCAGCAAAACAGAUGAAAGUCGGUUGAAAACUGAAGCCAGAGCACUUGAGUCUCAACUCUCUGCCUGUGUGAAGUUGUCUUCCUGUGAUGAGCAGGGGGCCGCUGGAAGGAAAGCAUGGGCGCGGGAAGGAAUCUGACACAGUAAAAAGGGUAUCUUAGCGCCAGCUCAGUAGAGAUGGAGGACGUGAGAUGGGAGCGCCGUCGCCUCCUUCAAGACGUCAACAGCAACAGGUCCAUGCUCUUCUUGGAGCCCGAGAGGAACUGCACCGAACCAGCAAUCCAUGAGUUCCCCAGGGAUUAUUUCACGAACCAGGAGCGUAUGGAUGGUGCUGUGGGCCUGCAUGUCCUCUGCGCCGUCUAUAUGUUUUAUGCUCUUGCUUUGGUGUGUGACGACUAUUUUGUCCCAUCGCUGGACAAGAUCUGCGAGCGUCUUCACUUGAGCGAGGACGUGGCAGGAGCGACCUUCAUGGCGGCCGGUAGUUCAGCCCCUGAACUCUUCACUUCUGUCAUAGGAGUGUUUGUCACCAAAGGGGAUGUCGGCAUCGGCACCAUCGUGGGGUCAGCAGUUUUCAACAUCCUCUGCAUUAUUGGAGCUUGUGGAAUCUUCGCCGUGCAGACCAUCCAUUUGUCCUGCUGGCCUCUGAUCAGAGACUCUGCCUACUACACCCUGUCUAUUUGUGCUCUUAUAGUGUUUAUAUAUGACGAACAGGUGGUUUGGUGGGAGGCGCUGACACUCAUUCUCAUGUACUUCGUCUACAUUCUGAUCAUGAAACUCAACUCUUAUGUGGUACGGUUUCUGGAGAGGAGGAAGAAAAACUCAGCCAAUUUAAGAACCAAAACAUCUCAUAAUGCUGAGCUGGAAGAUGGCUGCGACGCCACUGCUGUUCUGCUGAAGAAAGGAACCCAACACAGGAGCCCCUCCGUGUUGAUGGUGGAUGAGCUGCUUUCAGCAUAUCCGCACCAGCUGACCUUUUCUGAAGCUGGCAUGAGAAUCAUGAUCACCAACCACUUCUCUCCUCGGACCCGUCUCACCAUGGCCUCCAGAAUGCUCAUUAAUGAGAGGCAGCGUCUCAUACAGUCACGGAUUUGGACCAACGGUGAGUCCGAGGUCCCAGCGAAAGACGGCGGGAGAAGAGGGACCGAGAACGGAGCGGAGAGGGGAAACAAGAAUUGCCAGGAUCACCUGGAUGGAGGAAAUGAGACAGAAAAUGAAGAUACGAUGAACAACGACAUGGACGAAGAUGAGGAUGAAGAAGACAGCGAGGGACCUUUCGUGCCCUUUCAGUGCCCAGCUGGUGUGUGCAGCAAACUGAAGUGGCUCCUGGCCUGGCCCGUGUGUCUCCUGUUGUACUACACCGUCCCCAACUGCUCCACGCCACGGUGGGAGAACUGGUUCAUGCUGUCCUUUGUUGCCUCCACUCUGUGGAUCGCCGCCUUCUCCUACAUCAUGGUCUGGAUGGUGACAGUGAUCGGCUUCACACUCGGAAUACCAGACGUGAUCAUGGGCAUCACAUUCUUGGCAGCUGGUACCAGUGUGCCUGACUGCAUGGCCAGUCUCAUCGUGGCACGACAGGGAAUGGGGGACAUGGCGGUCUCCAACUCCAUCGGCAGUAACGUGUUUGACAUCUUGGUGGGGCUCGGCCUUCCAUGGGCGCUGAAGACACUGGCUAUCAACUACGGCUCAGUCGUCAGAUUAAACAGCAAAGGACUGAUUUUCUCUGUUGGACUGCUGCUGGCUUCUGUGUUUCUGACGGUUAUGGGGGUUCAUCUGAAUCGGUGGAUGUUGGACAGACGCCUGGGUCUGAUGUGUCUCCUCCUCUACGUCAUCUUUCUGUGCUUCUCCUGCCUCAUCGAGUACAACAUCUUCAUCUUUGUCAACCUGCCGACAUGCCAGGACGAGUGAGACUCGCUGCUCGACACGACGCUCGCCUGUUCAUCACUCUCCUGCUCCCUGUGUCUGUUCCAACUUCCAUCAGAGGAUGGAUUCAGGAAGGCGUUGCCUUGUGAUGGGAAGCAUCACAUCAGCAUGUGUAAAGAGGACUUGUUUUUUAUGGUUUGAGGUCACUUGUUGACAAACCCAGAAGCAGACUGUCAGUGUUGUGCGAGACGUGUGUAGACUUUAGACAUAUCUGGGGAGUAGAGCUCUUCACGGUGAGCCACCUGAAGCGCAGCCAAGCACACUUUUGACGUGGUUAUUUUGUAAAUGUACACACACACACACAGGGGUGUACUUUUUGAUGACAAUGUACACGUAGCUUCUAUGUUUCGUGUUUCAACAACAAGAGAUGAGAUCUCCUUCUACAUACGUUUAUGAUCUCAUUCAUGCAGUACGCACAAGACUCCUCUGGAGGUCGCCAAACAUCCAGAUUUUUCUGUUCCUCUAAAUAGACCGAAACUAUCAGCAAAAUAGAGUAUAUAAGCACGACGAGAAAAUAGAGGUAGACUUUCUUUCAUUUGUAAAUGUUGGUCAGCUUAACUGUAUGGUGUGUGUGAGUGUGUGUGUGUGUGUCUGUCAAGAUUUUGCUGCGCACAGUGGUGUCCGUUUUCUGAAGAGUGUGUUUACUAUUUGAGUGAAUCUCAUGUGGCGAGAGACAGAAAAUAAAAUAUGAAACUGUAUUUUACGCAACAAAGAAUUAGCAAAGAAAGGAAAGAUGGAGCUGUAACUCUCAGGAUAGACGACAAGUGCAUGUUAGUAGGUCCAACUUUUGGAAACAUUAGUCACUUUUUCUGAGGUAAAAGCUGGAAAAAAAAAAAGUUUCAGUUUAUAAAGGUUAGAAGCUUCAAGAUGGCCAGUUGCAUUCAAGUAUUUGUGACACCUUUAACUGCUAGAGUGGCUCGUGUUGAUGUGUCCCCCACCUUUGACCAUAUUGUGAGAAGAGUGUUGGUGGUGAUGGAGGGGAACCAAAACGUAGCAGAAUCUAAUGGACAUUCUUCUGUAACUAUCCUGUGUCGUCCAUGACUGAGCCGUGGUCCAUCGGCCAGCAAUAACCGUCUCAGACAAUCAUCCCGUCCACACUGCAUGGGGACCACUGGGUAUACAGAGGGAAUCGUGUCGGCAAUAAGUAGCGCCAUCACCGUCCGCACGCAAGGCAAUAAUAUGGGUCCAAAGAUCAAUCUGUGAAAUCAUUUUUUUUUUUUUUUUCUUAAGUUAUUUAAAAAUAAUCCCAAUUUGUUUAGGGGUUUUCAUUGUUUCACCUGGUGGGAGUGAUACACAAUCAGAUCUUUUUGGCUGGAGGGAAACUAGUUCAAAUCUGGUUUAUAUAGUAGUUCAGCAUGACCCAACCCAACUGGUGUUCAUCCUUUCACAGAUGAACAGUGUUGGCACUGACCUUUCUCUCACGUUUUAGUCGCAAGCUUAAGGAGCCCUGUGCUGCUUCUCCAACAUAUGGAAAAUGUUGUCGUGCAUGAUGUGAAAAGUGCCACAUCACGACGUGGCUUUUUUUUAUUGCCAUUUUAACCUUUAUUCCAUUGUGAAUCUCACAAACCAUUGGCUCUCAGAGCGACAACCACGACUGCUUCUCAGCAAUAACCUGGGUUCAACGUCAUGUUUUUAAAUGGUUCAGUUCUUGUUGUAACAGAUGGAGACAGAAUCUUCAAUGUAGCUGUUUCACAUGAAGCUGAGUAACGUGGGAGAGCUAGAGAAGUCUGACAGCUGACUGUCACUCACAAGGCGGUCAGCGUGGUCAGGGAUGCAACUUCAAAAUCCCAUUGUAAUUACAUGUCUAAGAUAUAACUGUCAUUUUCUCCUGUACAUGGCUCAAGAAUCAUCGAUAUGAGUUGAUGGCAGGAUCUGACCCUUCAAAACAAAGUCUCUCUUUUUGUCUCUUCUUUUCGUCUCUUGAGCUCAUAAACUACUCUGUUUUUAUACGUCCUACACUUUUAUGAGUAUAAAAACAAUUGAUUGUACGAUUGAGUUUCAAGGACUCCAGAGAAAACCAGCAGCACUUCUGGUAAAAUUAUUUCUUGAUUUAUUUUUCUUUCCUUUUUAAUGCCUUAUUUAUUUUCAGUAACUUUAAAAAAAUAUAUAUAUAUAUAUUUCCUUAACUUAUGUUUCCUUUUCAAAUUGAGGAGUUUGUCAGUACUGGGGCGUGGUGGGAUUCAGGUUGUUCUGGAGACAUUUCCAGUGUUUCACACACCAAAGACUCUGAACAGACAUUUGUGUUUUUCCCCCCGUAAUUGUAUCAAUGGAGUACAAAAAGGUGCACUGUGCUGAGGCGAAGUUGCAAGUCCAAGAAAAUUCGACAUACAUGUUUUGAAGCAAUCCAAAAUUAUUUGUGAUAUUCACAUGGAACUGUAAGAUACGUCUGUAAAUAGUGAAGUAUUUAUACAUAUUUUUGUCUGUAUAGUUGUUAAAUAUGGCAGAGACUUUAGACUACUUUGUUGACCUUUACGUGUUUGACCAUGUUGUCCUGUUUACACACAGAGAGGCGUCUAUCACAGGAGCAGUCCGUGCAGGGGAGGAAAGAGACAUAUCAGGACGUUUGAUACACGUUUUUCACUUUUAUCUCUGUGCACAGAAACGUACUGAAGCUGACUGACCACCUAGUGGUGUUUCCACUCUCAUCAUAAGAACCCUUUUGCUAAGUCAGCAUUAAUAAAAUUGUCUCCAGUAAAUACAAGAUUGAGUCCUGUG
Messenger RNA from Synchiropus splendidus (mandarinfish), 7119 nucleotides. It is a transcript of the gene slc24a3, whose product is annotated as solute carrier family 24 member 3. The record is from RefSeq and is a predicted model, not a curated record. Gene Ontology annotation, cellular component: membrane. Bases 2662 to 4389 code for a protein of 575 amino acids. Lineage: Eukaryota; Metazoa; Chordata; Actinopteri; Syngnathiformes; Callionymidae. The transcript has 17 exons. Gene Ontology annotation, molecular function: calcium, potassium:sodium antiporter activity; calcium channel activity. Gene Ontology annotation, biological process: intracellular calcium ion homeostasis; calcium ion transmembrane transport.